Leptosia nina is the source of this 1221-nucleotide messenger RNA. Lineage: Eukaryota; Metazoa; Arthropoda; Insecta; Lepidoptera; Pieridae. The record is from the annotation of a GenBank genome assembly.
AUGUGCUUAGUUGACGUUUUUACGAAUAAAAUCGACGAAGUCUUUUCCUGGAAACAAAUGGAUUAUGAUUUUAACGGCGUUUUCUAUAGAAAAAAUGAGAACUUCGAAAGGAAACCUGACGUCAUCAACUUCGAAGACGAACUGGAGGACAGGGAGAAAUUUUUCAUUCAAUACAACAAUGUACCCAUUGGUUUCGAGUUCGAUGGCCGAAGAGUUUUUGUCACUGUACCCAGGCGAAGACACGGCAUACCGUCUACAUUAAACUACGUGUACCUCGGAGGUAAAUCACCAUCUCUCCGACCCUACCCUGAUGCGGAGACCACGAAGCAGUUGGUGUCCGUGUACAGACCCAGGAUAGAUGCCUGCAAACGUCUGUGGAUGGUUGACACUGGGUUGCUGGAGGUACCUAAUGACAGAAGACAGAUUCAGAAACCGGCUAUAAUUAUUUAUGAUUUGAAGACGGACAAACAAAUAUUAAGACACGAAUUGAAAGAUUCCGAUCUUGUUAACGAGAGAAGUUCCGGUGGCCUUACAUCAAUCACGGUGGAUGUUUCGAAUUCGUGCGCCGACGCAUACGCGUAUAUUACAGAUUUGGCAACCGCUGGUCUCGUAGUAUUUUCUCUUAAACGGCUGGACACCUGGAGAAUACAGGAUGAUUCGUUUUUGUACGAUGAAAAAUCGCUUAAUUUUACUGUAGCAGGACACACAAUUAAUUGGAGAGACAGCCUGUUUAGUGUUGCCCUAUCCAACAUCAAUGGACGGACGUUAGCUUAUUACCACCCGCUAGUGUCCACGAACGAGUUCGCAAUAGACACAGGGUUCUUGAAGAAUAAUUCCUUUCAAGGAAACUCCAUGCUUAUAGGUAACCGUGGUACUAAUUCCCAAAGCGGCAGUCACGGCUACCACGCAUCUAGCAAAACCAUGUUCUACGCUAACGUCGCGAGAGACGCCAUCUUGUGUUGGAACGUGGAACACAAAAUGGCGCCCGAAAACGUCGGCAUCGCUGCGCAGGAUCAUGAGAAAUUGGUCUAUAUAUCUGAUUUGAAGGUGAUCGGCGACGAAGUGUGGGUGCUAGUCAACCAAAUACCACGGUUCGUCUUCUCUACUUUAAAUACGAAGGAACCGAACUUCUUCAUCUACAGAUCAAAAGUAAACGACUUAGUGCGAGGUACUGUCUGCGAGAAGAAACACGGUCAUCAUCACAAACAUGAUUGGAAGUAG